AAAAAAAAAAAUAGCAAUUGGGGGGUAAAAACUGGCCAUCAAUGAGGUCGAUCUAAGAUUCUUGUACUGACUACCAAACCGACGCCACCGAUCCGAAAUCCGAAGACACUGACUCAACUGAAUUUCAAUCCAACUAUAAUUUUAGAAAAUCUACUCUGCUCUUAAACUCAAAUUCCUAAUAAUGUGACUCAAAAUAGGAAAGAUUAGAAAACAACAAUCUCACCCUCAGAUCCACACUCUGCAAAUUUGAUUCCAAGCCAUGAAAGGUCUCAACUAUGCCGAUUUCAAAGGUCAGCUAACUGUGAAGAUCGCAGCCUUUCUUUUCAUAUCCCUAACAUUCUUCUACGUGGGAAAGCAUUGGUCCGAUGGCUACCAGCAGCUCGUCUUCUACUCUACCACCGCCACACCCACACCCGCCACUACUACCCAAACUUCUUCGGUCUCGAUCUCUCCCAAUCACAACAAGUCGUUUAAUAUCUCCUCCAUUAUUCCUGAGAAUUCAGUUCCGCUGGUCUCUGAGCCUCCAGCGGUGCCUCUUCCGCCUCCAUCACCUGAACCUAUUCAGAGGUUUGGGAUUGUAGACGAAAAUGGGACCAUGUCGGAUGAGUUCGAGGUCGGGGAGUUUGAUCCGGAUGAGGUUGUGGAGAAUUGGGGGAUUGGAAAUGGAACGGAGGUUGUGAAUGACGGGAAUAAUGGUGGCUCUCGUAGAGUUCGAGUUAAAAAGUUUGAGCUGUGUUCAAGCGAUAAGAGGGAGUAUAUACCUUGCUUGGAUAAUGAGAAAGCCAUUAAAAAGCUCAAAUCGACGGAGAGAGGUGAACGAUUCGAACGACAUUGCCCGAAGUCUAGUGAGGUUUUGAAUUGCUUGGUUCCGCCGCCUAAGGAUUACAAAGCCCCAAUACCAUGGCCAAAAAGCCGCGACGAGGUUUGGUUCAGCAAUGUACCUCAUACUCGUCUGGCUGAAGACAAAGGAGGACAAAACUGGAUCUUUCGUGUGAAGAACAAAUUUAAGUUUCCUGGGGGUGGUACACAAUUUAUACAUGGGGCAAACGAAUACUUGGAUCAGAUGUCUAAGAUGGUCCCUGAAAUUGCAUUUGGUCGGCAUACUCGAGUUGUUUUGGAUGUCGGAUGUGGUGUAGCGAGUUUUGGUGCUUAUCUACUCUCUCGGAAUGUAAUUACUAUGUCAGUUGCUCCCAAAGAUGUACAUGAAAAUCAGAUUCAAUUCGCUCUUGAGCGAGGUGUGCCUGCAAUGGUGGCAGCAUUUGCAACUCACCGCUUAUUAUAUCCCAGUCAAGCGUUUGACCUAAUUCACUGUUCUCGCUGUAGAAUUAAUUGGACUCGUGAUGAUGGAAUUUUAUUGCUUGAGGUUAAUAGGAUGCUCAGGGCAGGAGGAUACUUUGUUUGGGCAGCACAGCCAGUCUAUAAGCAUGAAGAGGCUCUAGAGGAGCAGUGGAAAGAAAUGUUGAACCUCACUACUCGUCUAUGCUGGGAGUUUGUGAAAAAGGAUGGGUAUAUUGCUGUAUGGAAGAAGCCAGUAAACAAUGACUGCUAUUUAAAACGAGAAGAAGGAACUACUCCUCCUUUGUGUGAUACGACUGAUGACCCAGACAAAGUCUGGUAUGUUGAUCUCAAGCCAUGCAUUACACGACUACCUGAAAAUGGAUAUGGAGCGAAUGUCACCAACUGGCCUCAACGUUUGCAAACUCCCCCUGAUAGGCUCCAGUCAAUUCAAUUUGAUGCAUAUAUAUCUAGGAAGGAGCUCUACACGGCAGAAUACAAAUACUGGAUGGAUAUUAUAGGUGGAUAUGUACGUGCUUUACACUGGAAGAAGAUUAAACUAAGAAAUGUCAUGGACAUGAAAGCUGGCUUUGGAGGAUUUGCUGCAGCCUUAAAUGACCAUGGUCUGAAUUCGUGGGUGAUGAAUGUAGUUCCGGUUAGUGGGCCCAACACCUUGCCUGUUAUAUACGACCGUGGACUUAUUGGAGUUAUGCAUGACUGGUGUGAGCCGUUUGAUACAUACCCCAGAACAUACGAUUUAUUGCAUGCGGCUAGCCUCUUCUCUAUCGAGAGAAAAAGGUGCAAUAUAUCUACAAUAAUGCUUGAGAUGGAUCGGAUAUUGAGACCUGGCGGACGAGCCUAUAUUCGUGACUCACUCUCUGUCAUGGAAGAGCUUCAAGAGAUUGGAAAUGCAAUGGGCUGGCAUGUAACUCUGCGUGACACUGCUGAGGGUCCUCAUGCAAGUUAUAGAUUGCUUGUUGCUGAUAAACGGCUAUUACGCCCUUGAAGUUGAAGCAGUUUGGAACCAAAUUCCGCUUUCUUUUUAUACUCAAUAGAGCAUGAGAUUGGCUACACUUAGGCUUCGAAGCAAAGACAAUGCUUAGUGAAAGGGUAAAACUAUUAGUCAAAUUAAGUGAGAUCUAAGGUGAAGAAAAAAAAAUGCAACUUGUAAAAUAGUACACAUUUAGUAAAACUGUGUUUGAUAGCUAGAGCUCCAAUUUUAUUUUAUUUUAUUUAUUUUUUUAAAAUACAAGUUUUUUCUGUUAAGUUCUUGAUGAAGUGAAUCGGAAUUUCAUUCUUUCUUCUUUAUCGAGCUGUAUGUAUUAUUCCCUAUUGUUUUGUGCUUAUAAAGUUUGUUGUUAAAUGUA
Molecule: messenger RNA, 2642 nt
Organism: Cannabis sativa
Lineage: Eukaryota; Viridiplantae; Streptophyta; Magnoliopsida; Rosales; Cannabaceae
Product: probable methyltransferase PMT11
Exons: 9
Coding region: 260-2281 (673 amino acids)
Cellular component (GO): cytoplasm; trans-Golgi network; endosome
Molecular function (GO): methyltransferase activity
Source: RefSeq, a predicted model, not a curated record